AUGUGUCGCAAAGCUGCUGAAGGUGCAGGGGGCCAUGCUGACUGGCAGGAAGACCAGGACGAUAGCGAGAGUGUUGGCUCAAUUACUGUCGAGGGCCUGGCUCCGCUCAACACCUUCCAGCAGAAAGGCUUGGAUUUGGCCUUGAAGGAGCCCCUUGCCUACGUCCAAGGCCCACCUGGCACGGGAAAGAGCACCGCGGCAGCUUAUCUUAUCUGCCACUUCUUGCGACGGCUGAGAACGUACCAGAAGGGACGUCCAGAAGGACCGAUGCUGCUCGUUUGCUGCCCAUCCAACAAGGCCUGCGAUCGGCUGUUGCAGUUGCUCUCGCGCACGAACAUCGCGGACACUGUCCGGAUCGUUCGGGUCUAUGCGACAUCCAUCGAGCGGUCAUACUGGUCGCAGCCGAAUGCACAGUUUCGCAGGGACUACCAAAUCGACCCGACUUUGUGCCAAUAUGCUCUGCACGAGCAAGUGAAGAAGGAGGAUCCGGAGCUCUUCCAGUGCUUCCAGGACAUGGCAUCCCAGCUACAAGAUGCGGGUGUCCGCAAAGACAUGCUCUCGGAGCGGCUCAAGCUGCACGAGAAGCUUCAAGAGGCCAGGCAGCAAAAGGACAGGCUAUCCAAGAAGCUGCUCAAGCAGGCCCAUGUGAUUUUCACUACUUGUGACUGUGCAACCAACGACAAGCUCUUCGAGAAGAUGACUUAUCCAGCAGUCGUCAUCGACGAAGCUGCACAGGCGGUGGAGUUCGAGCUCGCCAGCUGCUGUGUUCUUGCAGAGGACCACUUGGCGCUGUUCGGGGACCACUUGCAGCUUGGUCCCGUUCUGACGGAGACCACCCUCUUUCCAGCCUUCAGGCGGAUGUUCACCAGAUCACUCUUCGAGCGUGUUGUCUCGAAGCGGCGGGACCAGAACACGUCCUCGGGAAUUCCACAUGUCACACUCAAAAGGCAAUAUCGUAUGCAUCCGUCGAUCAGUUGGUUUGCCAGCGAGGAGUUCUAUGAAAACGAGCUUGUGAAUGCUCCGGAAACUGCCCGUGACGGCUUCACCUUGCCUUCAUCGUCAGACUCACGGCUUGUGGUCGUGGACGUGACAGGGCCUCACGGCCGCCGUACAGUGGCCCCGGAGGGUGAUGCGGUGCUCGACUACGAACACUCCCUGUGCAACCCUGCAGAGGCUGCUGUCGUUGUGGAUUACGUUCGCUGGCUGCUGAAUUUGGGCGUGGAGAGUGCCAGCAUCGCCGUCAUUACGCCUUACCGGGCACAAGCAGCUCUGAUUACAGAGCAGCUGGCCGAAGUCUCGCCCAUGCCGACGAUUGGAACAGUGCACCUGCUUCAGGGCGAGGAACGUGAGUACGUCGCGCUGUCCCUUGUCCGGAGCUUUGCAGAGGCAGACACAGAGGUGUUCGACCCUGUGCCUGCCUCGCUGCGGCGAGCAGCUGGGCACCAGCUGGGCUUCUUGAAAGACCGGCGACUUGCGAACGUGGCACUGACCCGGGCGCAACUGGGCCUCCUGGUCGUCGGCAACAUGCAGGUGCUCUCGGGAGCAUCGCAUUGGAAGCACCUGGUCCAGCAUGUGAAAGGGGAGCAUGUAAAUGCGUACUGGACGGAGGCAGAUGCCCGACACUUCUUGAAGACCAGCAACUUCAGCGAACCAAGUCGUGGUGCAGGGUGUUGGGAGCAGGAUGCUGGCAUCAGCGGCUCAGAGUCCGAAGGUGGGGAUCCUCAGGAUGUCUCGGGAGGUGACGAGGAGGAGCAGGACCCUGACGACGAGCCUGAUGCCUUUGAAGAUCCGGUUCACUCUGCCAGCGAAGAAGAGAGUGCUAGAGAUGCACCGGUCGCUCCACGAGCAGUGGCGAGCAGACAAAGGCGAAAGGGGAAGAAGAAGAGGACUAAGCAGGCAGCUCCGCCACCACGGAGUGACAGUGGGAAGGAAGACAAGGUGCUGGAAGAUGCGGCGGCCGCCUCGGAGUGUGUGGUGCGAAGCUGUCGGAGGAGGCCGCACAGGCAUUCGCCCUUUGCAUCCCAGCACGGCCUCUGUGCUGAGCAUUGGGCUGAGAUGUUGAAGGAGAGGGACAUCUUGCAGCGAGACUUCAACGGAGGCACUUUGCUCGACAGAUUUUUCUCGCCGCAUUACUGGGCACCACCACCUCCAAUCCUGCUGAAAGAGAAGCAUUACAGCAGGCCAUUCUUUGCGCGGCUAGUAUGCUUCCUCGACGACAAGCGACCGAAGAACAGACUCUUUGCAUCAUACUUUUUCCUCUUGAGCGUCUUCGCCAUGGAGCAGAGAAGCACAGCAGGGCAGCUUCCGGCGAGGUUGGCAUCCUGGCGGGAGGAAUUCCCAGUGGUGGGCCCCCUUUUUGCAGUCUUCGCUCUCGCCGACUGCAUUACCUUGGGCGAUCUUCCAGAAGAGCUGCAGGCUCGCUGGGGCCGUGUUGAAGACUCCUGGCAGAAGUCCCUCCGCAACUCCUGUUCCCCUGGCUCUGCCGUGAGUCAAAACGACAUCAACAGCGAGCAUGGCGAGGAUGUAUUGGCCAUCGUAGCAUUUUGGAAGCACGAAGGCAACGAGUGUCUCAAGAAGACGGACUUGCGUGAGGCAGAAUCAUGCUACAGUGAAGGCACCAAGCUGAUCAAGGAGUUGCCGCCAGACUUUGUGGCAGAUGCCAUGGUUUCGAAGGCUAUGGAGCUUGAGGCAGAUCUGCUGAACAACUUCGCGCUCGCUUUACUAAAGAUGAAUCGACCGCAUGACGCCUUUCCGUUGGCUACCGAAGCUCUGGAGAUCUUCGAAGAGUUAGGGCCAGGUCACACUGCCAAGCGCGUGAAGGCUCUCUAUCGCUGCGGACGUGCCUGCAUGGUCCAGGGAGACUGUGGAAGGGCACGCGGCUUUUUUACCGAAGCUCUGCGCCUGGAUCCGGCCAACGACGAGGUUCACAAUGCCAUCCGCUCGCUUGGUCCGCCGGUGUUCUCAAGUUGUGUUGCCGUGAGUCCUGAGCUCGGCAGCCAUUUUACGUGGCUCGAGUGUCCGGGCUGGUGGUCCAAUGGGCGGCAAGGUCGGCAAAGCAUGCUGUGCCAUAACUGGCAGGAUGCGAACCACGUACUGCCGCCAGUCGCCGACAAAGACGGGAGGAGAGAGGAGACCUUGGAGUGGCUGAAUGAGCUCGUUGCACAGCUAUGGCCGAACAUUAACAAUGCGGUCCAGAAGAUCGUUCAUGAGCAGGUCACACCGCAGCUGCAGGCGAGCCUCCCAAGCUUCUUGAAAGGCACACACUUCAAGACCUUCACGCUUGGAACGAUCACCCCGAAGUUUGGGCCGAUCGAGCUUGUCAGCCGCCAGCACGGGUUGAAGCUCAACCUGAACUUGGACUACGAGUCGGAUGUUGACAUCGAAGUCUCUGCCGUGAUCGCUAGUAUUGGGAUCAAGUCCAUCCGCUUGCGCGGGGAGCUGGUGCUCAGACUGGAGCCACUGAUCCAUGAAACUCCGGUGGUUGGCGGCAUCACCGUCUUCUUCAACGAUCCGCCAGAGCUGGGCCUGGACUUCACCGGGAUAGCCAACCUGGCAGAUGUGCCCGGCAUUGCAGGCAUAAUCCGCCACCAAAUCAAUGCGGCCAUCAGCAAUGCCAUGGUCCUGCCAAAUGUCAUUGCUGUGCCCAUAGCAACACCGGCGCAGGGCGUCGACAUGGCAGAUCUCGUGAAGCCACUGCCCCUGGCCGUCUUGCGCGUGACGGCAGUCCGCGCGAAGGACAUCACAGCCAAAGACUGGCACCUGCUGGGCAAAGCCAGCAGCGAUGCCUAUGUGAGGGUCGCCUUGGCCAGCGACUCCUGGAACUCGUCUGUGCAGAAGCGAACCUGCAAUCCGGUUUGGGGUGAGUCGGACUUCCACGACUUCAUGGUCUUCGAUCGGGAUCAACGUCUCUGCAUCGAGGUCUACGAUAGUGACUACCUCACCAACUCGGACCUCAUCGGCAAACCGAAGUGGCCAAUCAAGGCUUGUGAGGCAGUUCGGAAUUCCAGCCUGCCGCUGCCCCUCGUCGAUCCGAAGUCGCCGGAGGAGAAGUGCUGUGGAACGCUGGAGAUGAAGUUUGAGUGGCUGCAGCUGUCUGCGUGGGAUGCCACGGCAGCCAAGGCCAAGGGAACUUUGGUAAAGCUGGGCGUCAACCGGAUGACCUUCCCACCGUCCUUCGGCAAGUCGGCCGCGGUCUUGGUCAAGCUGGGAGAGCAGGAGCGGACGUCCAAGGUUCACAGGAUCAAAGAGCCCUCGCCUGAUGUGGUCUCCGUAGCUGGUGCUCUGGCGCGAGUCGCCAGGCGGUGCAAGGCACAGGGCCUGAAGAUGGAAGCGAUCCAGGAGAUCACGGGCUUGAGCAAGGAAGAGGUGAACGCUGCACUCGCAGACUCAGACAAGAAGGAGGGUACUGCAGCCGCCUUGCGACCUGAGAUCCGGAUGGACGUAGUGUUCUACUUCUCCGUUUAUGAAGAUGAUGCGAAGAAGCUUGACUUCACCGUGACUGCGCUGGAUGAAAAGAUGAAACCCUACGCAACAGUCGCGUCAUCGGUGGGCGAUGCUGCGGCUGCAAUUGAUGCCACGCCCACGAUGCGAACAUUGAAGCUCAAUGAAGGUGAAGGUUCGGUACAGGCUGAACUCGAAGUGUGCCUCUUCGCAAUCGGCUGA
Molecule: messenger RNA, 4662 nt
Organism: Symbiodinium necroappetens
Lineage: Eukaryota; Dinophyceae; Suessiales; Symbiodiniaceae
Source: the annotation of a GenBank genome assembly